This is a messenger RNA of Phaeoacremonium minimum UCRPA7, 366 nucleotides long. Its product is annotated as putative transcription elongation factor spt-4 protein. The transcript has 2 exons. Lineage: Eukaryota; Fungi; Ascomycota; Sordariomycetes; Togniniales; Togniniaceae. Gene Ontology annotation, cellular component: nucleus; DSIF complex. The coding region runs from base 1 to 366 and encodes 121 amino acids. The record is from RefSeq and is a predicted model, not a curated record. Gene Ontology annotation, molecular function: RNA polymerase II complex binding; zinc ion binding. Gene Ontology annotation, biological process: mRNA processing; regulation of transcription elongation by RNA polymerase II; chromatin organization.
AUGUCGGAGAAUUUCGUCGCACCGGGCCAGCAGCGCUACCUGCGCGCCUGCAUGGUGUGCUCCAUCGUCAUGACCUACAGCCGAUUCCGCGAUGAGGGCUGCCCCAACUGCGAAGAGUUCCUGCACCUCGCGGGCUCACCGGACCAGAUCGACAGCUGCACGUCCCAGGUCUUCGAGGGCCUAAUCUCCCUCGGCAGCCCGGGCAAGUCGUGGGUCGCGAAGUGGCAGCGUCUUGACGGCUAUGUCAAGGGCGUCUACGCCAUCAAGGUCUCGGGCCAGCUGCCGGACGACGUGCGCACCACGAUCGAGGAGGAGUAUAGGAUACACUACAUCCCACGUGACGGCAGCGCGACGGAGGCAGAUUGA